AUGUACAGCUGCACACCCGGAGAUCCUGGGUUCGAGUCCCAGGUCGGGCCAAGUUUAGUUAUUGAGUCUUCCUGUAUAGUAAGUCUCAGUAACAGCCCGGAGUUGGGAAGUUGGCGGUGUUUCACCCCCGUGCCUCAGAGAGCACAGCCUGCAACCGAUGCUUUCUUCUUCGUGGUGCCAGAGGACGUCGCGAUGGGUUUCACAGCGUAUUACGGAUUUGCUCCUAGGAUUGUGAAAGGAAAUGACCAUCGCGUCGGUUUUGGCUUCCGUUUCGGGAACCACGCUGAUUUCCAAAUACUGUAUGAAUUCGGUCCCCAGAUAACUACGAAACCUUUAGAAUCUAAACGUCUCCCCAGACAACGCGAAGUGCGACGCCCCAUCUUAGAAUUUCUACUUCGCACUGGCAUUUUAAAGCGAGCAACAUAUCAAUACAAUACUGUGAAUUCCACUGAAAGCUCUAAAGAAACAGAUAUUAUAUUAAAUUCUAUA
This is a messenger RNA of Brenthis ino (lesser marbled fritillary), 489 nucleotides long. The record is from the annotation of a GenBank genome assembly. NCBI's taxonomy places the organism in Eukaryota, Metazoa, Arthropoda, Insecta, Lepidoptera, Nymphalidae.